UCUAGAACAAACGUCAGAAUCUCCAAAGAUUGUCGAAAUUGUCGGCGUGUGAAAAUUCAGUAAAUAUCGACUCGUUUUGUAGAAUUGCCCAAAAAUAUAAGUAAUACAUUUUGUGCAAGGCAAGCGGCACCAAAAAAAAAUAUUGCAACAUUCAAAGCUCAGUGAGCGAUCGAUUUAGUUAGACGUCAGCAGCAGAAGCAAAAGCAGCAAAAGCAGCAGCAGCGGCAAGUGAAUCAUUCAAAGAAGCAAAGCAUUCCAAGAAAAAUGGUCAAAGCACCGGCAAUUGGCAUUGAUUUGGGCACCACCUACUCCUGUGUGGGCGUCUGGCAGAACAAUAAAGUGGAGAUCAUCGCCAACGAUCAGGGCAAUCGCACCACACCCAGUUAUGUGGCUUUUAACGAUACGGAGCGUCUCAUUGGCGAUGCGGCUAAGAAUCAGGUGGCUAUGAAUGCCAAGAAUACGGUCUUUGAUGCAAAGCGUUUGAUUGGACGCAAGUUUGAUGAUCCGAAAAUAAAGGAGGACCUCAAGCAUUGGCCCUUUAAGGUGGUCAGCGAUGGCGGCAAGCCCAAGAUCGAAGUGGAGUUCAAGGGCGAACGCAAGCGCUUUGCACCCGAGGAGAUUAGCUCCAUGGUGUUGACCAAAAUGCGUGAGACUGCCGAGGUGUAUCUGGGUGCCAAGGUGAAGGAUGCGGUGAUUACGGUGCCAGCCUAUUUCAAUGACUCGCAACGUCAGGCCACCAAAGAUGCGGGCUCCAUUGCGGGCUUGAAUGUGCUGCGCAUUAUCAAUGAGCCAACAGCGGCUGCCUUGGCCUAUGGCCUGGACAAGAAUCUCAAAGGCGAGCGUAAUGUGUUGAUAUUUGAUUUGGGCGGCGGCACCUUUGAUGUCUCCAUACUCACCAUUGAUGAGGGCUCGCUGUUUGAGGUGAAGGCCACGGCGGGUGAUACGCAUUUGGGUGGCGAGGAUUUCGAUAAUCGUUUGGUCAAUCACUUUGUGGAGGAAUUCAAGCGCAAGCACAAGAGCAAUCUGAGCAGCAAUGUGCGCGCCCUGCGGCGUCUACGCACCGCCUGUGAGCGCGCCAAGCGCACAUUGUCCUCCAGCACGGAGGCGUCACUGGAGAUUGAUGCGCUGCAUGAGGGCAUUGACUUCUAUUCGAAAAUCUCACGCGCACGCUUUGAGGAGCUGAACAUGGAUCUGUUUCGCUCGACGCUGCAGCCGGUGGAGCGUGCGCUGAACGAUGCCAAAAUGGACAAGAAGGUCAUACACGAUGUGGUGCUGGUGGGUGGCUCAACGCGCAUACCAAAAAUACAGCGCCUGCUGCAGGAUUUCUUUGGCGGCAAGCAGCUCAACUUGUCCAUCAAUCCCGACGAGGCGGUGGCCUAUGGCGCUGCCGUGCAGGCUGCCAUAAUGACGGGCGUGGGCAGCUCACAGAUCCAGGAUUUGCUGCUGGUGGAUGUAACGCCGCUGUCGCUGGGCAUUGAGACCGCUGGUGGUGUCAUGACCAAGCUGGUGGAGCGCAAUGCGCGCAUUCCCUGCAAGCAGCAGCAAACCUUCACCACCUACAGCGACAAUCAGAAUGCGGUGACCAUACAAGUGUACGAGGGCGAGCGAGCCUUGACCAAGGAUAACAAUUUGCUGGGCACAUUCAAUUUAACCGGCAUACCGCCAGCGCCACGUGGCGUGCCCAAGAUCGAUGUCACCUUUGAUCUAAAUGCUGAUGGCAUACUGCAUGUCAGCGCCAAGGACAGCAGCACUGGCAAAUCCGAGAAGAUCACCAUAACCAACGACAAGGGCCGUCUGUCCAAGGCCGAGAUUGAUCGCAUGUUAAGCGAGGCUGAGAAAUACAAGGACGAGGACAAUCAGCAGCGUGAGCGCGUGCAGGCGCGCAAUGGCUUAGAGAGUUAUAUAUAUGGCUGCAAGCAGGCGGUGGAUGAGGCACCCGCUGGCUCAUUGGACGAAGCUGAUCGCAGCAAGGUGCGCGACAAGUGCGCCAAGGAGUCCGCCUGGCUGGAUGGCAAUACGCUGGCCGACAAGGAAGAGUAUGAGCAUCAUUUAAAGGAAUGCCAGCGCGUCUGCACGCCCAUCAUGACCAAACUACACGGCGGCGCUGCUCCAAAGGGCAAAGCUGGCGGCAAAUCCAGCACCGGACCCACUGUCGAGGAGGUUGAUUAGGCGACUGUAUUUCGCUACAAAUGAACGCGAACGAUUGUAUUAAUGCAUAUGUAUGUAUUUGGAAAAUGUUUAAAUUAAAAGUUCAUUAAGCAAACGCAA
Messenger RNA from Drosophila busckii, 2268 nucleotides. It is a transcript of the gene Hsc70-2, whose product is annotated as heat shock 70 kDa protein cognate 2. The transcript is spliced from 2 exons. The coding region runs from base 265 to 2169 and encodes 634 amino acids. Gene Ontology annotation, molecular function: ATP binding; heat shock protein binding; misfolded protein binding. Gene Ontology annotation, cellular component: cytoplasm. Gene Ontology annotation, biological process: cellular response to unfolded protein; protein refolding. NCBI's taxonomy places the organism in Eukaryota, Metazoa, Arthropoda, Insecta, Diptera, Drosophilidae. The record is from RefSeq and is a predicted model, not a curated record.